CUUUCAUGAGGCUGUCAGGAGUUGACAUGGACGCACUAAAAAAAACACAACAUUUAUUAUAACAACUUACUGCUUUUAUUUCAAAACAGUCAGCCGUCAUUUUGAACGAAAAUGUUCGUCUUCUUGUUUUUGUCGGCGUUGUUGUUUUUCGGCAGCCCGACGCCGGCGGAGCUCGCGGUGACCGCGGGAAGCCCAACCGGGUCUUCUGAUGUCGACGACGGGAAGUUUUCUCCGAGAAUCACCGAGAAGAAGGAGGAAGCGUCUCAUCCUCCAUCAGGUUCUAACUUCCACCUGAAGGUCCAGGUCACUGAAUUGCUGAGUCAGCAGUACCUGAGCCAGGCCAAAGUGGAUGUUUAUGUCAACUACACCAUCAGCAGCACAGCUCUCACUGGGCCGGAGGGUGGCGCUUUGCUCCAAGUACCUUUCCAAACUGGAUUGCCCAUCACGGUUGUGGCCAGCAAGGACGGCUACGUCCGCACAGUGUUGCCAUACAGAACCGUCAGGACGCCAAUAUUUUCCUCAGUGACCAUGCCACUGGUCGGCCUCACUCAAGGAAACAUCUGGCUGUUUGAAGACACUUUCCUGAUCACUGACAAAACAUCUGAUGCUUCAUUGAAUCCCGUUGUCCAGUUUCCCAAGAGCCUCCUGAACCUGACAGAGAGCAGCGACAUCACUUCUUUUCAAGCCUACUUGACGAUCCCCAGGUUCCCUUCAGAGGACGGCGACUUCCUCAGCACUUUGGGAAUCAUAAGCAGUCCAUCAGGAUAUAUAAGCAUGGAGUUGUCUCCAGUGGCGGCCGUCAGUGUGCGACUCUUCUCCGGCGACACUGAAUUGCAUAUCAGCGGACCCAUAAAGAUCAGCCUAACUCUUCCUGACAGCUGUGGACUUCAGUCUUCCAAUGUAGUUCCAGCAUGGUUAUAUAACCACACUACUGGUGGAUGGAUGCGACAGGGAUUAGGGACUGUGGCGUCAAUAGAUGGGAAACUGAGGUGGACAUGGACCGCUCCUCAUCUUGGUUACUGGAUUGCUGCACCCGUGCCAACAAGUGGAAAUAUCUUUGGCACUGGCAUCCUGACUGACUUCUUCGUCCAUUACUCAACGUACCUGAUUGGUGUCCUGGGAGGAGUAUUUUGUAUUUUCGCCUGCCUAAUCGCUGGAUUGAUCAAAUUUCAGAGACGCUCUGUGAGGGAAACCAAGGUGAAGCAGAUCCUGCCACUGACGAGGAAAGACCAAUCCACUGCCACGUGCAACAUUGACGACGUCGAAUGGCGGCCUGGUGAUGUCACUCAUUCUCAGCACGGCCUGAAAGAAUUACUUACUGAAAUGAGUGAUAACCGACGCAAUGUUACUCUUUCCAUCUAUAAUCCCAAUAUCAUAGCCAAUCCCGACGCUUUGGCCGCGAGCGCCGAACCUAACGACCCGAUUCCUCCACGCACCGCAGAGAUGAUGAAGGUCCCGGCGUCCCUAGCAGACAAUUUAUUAUUUUACAACCAGCCUGUUGCCAUUCUUCACGCUUCAGCAUUUUUCCACGGGGAUGAGCAAUUUGAGCAGCCACGCAGGAAUAAGAGCGCCACUCGGCCGCAGGCGGCGGAUUUCUACGGUGAUUCCGAGGAAAAACAGCCGCCCGCCGUCUCCACCGCCAUGCACAAGCACGAGGGAGAAGUGAAAGUUGACAAAUUGAGCGAUGCUCCGGGUCCAAUUCCCCCAAACACAUCUCGGAGCCAGUGUGGUCUUCUGGAAUCCGCCUCAGUCCCAGAGACCUUGAGUAAGAUGAAGAGCAGCAGACACUCAAUGGACGCUGCGACGGAACUUUCCAGAAUACCCUCGUCUCAACCGCCCCGGGCCUGGUUCGUGACCCUGGAGGGCAAACCUGCGGCCGAGAUCCAUUACGCCGUGGCGGAGCAGCAGAGGAGGCGGAGAGCGGCGGGAAGCCAAGAGACUAGUUUGGACUCGGGGGUGGAUAUGAUCGAGGUGAACCAGACGCCCGGAAGGAGGUCCGUCACUCUGGAGCGGAACGCCACUUUUGUGAAGAGAACAUCCGGCAGCAAACACACCACGUCACAGUGAAACAAGAAGACGUAGAAAUAUUCUCUCACUAUCACACGUCCAUGCUGAAUCGGCGAUUUAUUAGUGUUUAAGUCGACUGUUUCGUCGAGCUACAGUGAAACCUCGAUUCGCAAAGCCCUUUAUUUGCGAACGUUUCGAUUUACAAACUUUUAGAUGGCGCCGAAUUGCCUCUGCAUACGAACUAAUUCAGUCAUUCAUUUUGUGUCGCGCCUGCAGGCAAGAAAGCAGGGCGCAGCAUCGUUGAGGAGGCGGAGCCCUCCAUGUGACUUGCUGCACUCCUAAGCUGUGUCUCAAUUCAGGGUCAGAAUCCUUCUGAGGCCUAAUGCAGCCUCAGAAGGCCGGACCUUCGGAAGGCAACUCCGAAGGAUGCGUCGGUACGUGCCUGUGCAGUUGCACACUGCUCACGCGUCCUCUGCUCACGCGUCCUCUGCUCACGCGUCCUCUGCUCACGGCAAAUCUAGGCCACGCACAAAAUCAAAUAAAAACAUGAGCGCAUAACAGUGUGCACGUCUGCCGUCGCUCACAUGUGCGCCACUGAUUGCUCAAGGAGUUUUGGCGUUUGCGCACACUAGGGGUGUAACGGUACGUGUAUUUGUAUCGAACCAUUUCGGUACGGGGGUUUCGAGUUCGGAAGCAGAAGUCUUCACAAGCUGCUCUGCUUUCUGCCUCUGUCUCUGCCUCAUUGUCCCGCCCACACAACCAUCUGAUUGGUUACAUACAAAGCCAAUCAGCAGUGCGUAUUCAGACUUCAGAACGAUGUAGUCAAUGCUUUAGCGUCGAGCAGAUACUCGUCUAGCAGGGGAGGAGCGGACUCUACCCAAAUGAUACUAAACACUUCCCAGUCACAACUAUUACAAACAUCACUAUGAGCCCGUUGACCUUUAGAAACUUAAACUGCAGCUCAGCUCGCUCACAGUAUAGGCUUAAGAUGAAGGCUAAUUAGCUUUUAGCGUAACGUUAGCUCAUUUUUCUGUGUGUGUGUGUGCGUGUGAUAGGGGCAGCAAAGCCCCGUCUGUCUGUUAUUUCAUUGAACUCCAUUGUGUUUAGGGGCUUCACGGUGGCAGAGGGGUUAGUGCGUCUGCCGCACAAUACGAAGGUCCUGCAGUCCUGGGUUCAAAUCCAGGCUCGGGAUCUUUCUGUUUGGAGUUUGCAUGUUCUCCCCGUGAAUGCGUGGGUUCCUUCCGGGUACUCCGGCUUCCUUUCACUUCCAAAGACAUGCACCUGGGGAUAGGUUGAUUGGCAACACUAAAUUGGCCCUAGUGUUUGAAUGUGAGUGUGAAUAUUGUCUGUCUAUCUGUGUUGGCCCUGCGAUGAGGUGGCGACUUGUCCAGGGUGAACCCCGCCUUCCGCCCGAUUGUAGCUGAGAUAGGCGCCAGCGCCCCCCGCGACCCCGAAAGGGAAUAAGCGGUAGAAAAUGGAUGGAUGGAUAGUCUCUCCUAUUGCAAUUGUACUAUUUUUCAGCUAUAGUUACAUGAAUCAUUAGUAAUGUAGCAGCCUAGUUUUGAAUAGCAGGGUCCCUGCUAUCACAUGUUGAUAAAAAUACAACAUUUACAUAAUAAAAGUCAACUACAGGCUUCCCAAAUGCUGUAAUAAAUAAAGCAUGAUGAGUUGACAUUAAACAGUUUCAAUGGAAACUGUUUAAUGUUAAACUGUUUAUAAGUGGAAGAAAGGUUUUUUCAUUUUAUUUAAUCUGAGCAACAACUUGAGGCAGUUUAAUGUGGAUUAACGUGGGCAGAAUUAUUAUAAUGUUCCAAUUGUUAAAAAGAUAAAGCCAUUGUUUACAAAUUUGGGAAAUGAAUAACAAAAAAAUGUAUCAGAAUCAGAAUCAGCACCUCCAAGUCCGAGUCCAUGGUUCUCGCCCGGAAAAGGGUGGAGUGCCAUCUCCGGGUUGGGGAGGAGACCCUGCCCCAAGUGGAGGAGUUCAAGUACCUAGGAGUCUUGUUCACGAGUGAGGGAAGAGUGGAUCGUGAGAUCAACAGGCGGAUCGGUGCGGCGUCUUCAGUAAUGCGGACGUUGUACCGAUCCGUUGUGGUGAAGAAGGAGCUGAGCCGGAAGGCAAAGCUCUCAAUUUACCGGUCGAUCUACGUUCCCAUCCUCACCUAUGGUCAUGAGCUUUGGGUCAUGACCGAAAGGAUAAGAUCACGGGUACAAGCGGCCGAAAUGAGUUUCCUCCGCCGUGUGGCGGGUCUCUCCCUUAGAGAUAGGGUGAGAAGCUCUGCCAUCCGGGAGGAACUCAAAGUAAAGCCGCUGCUCCUUCACAUCGAGAGGAGCCAGAUGAGGUGGUUCGGGCAUCUGGUCAGGAUGCCACCCGAACGCCUCCCUAGGGAGGUGUUUAGGGGACGUCCAACCGGUAGGAGGCCACGGGGAAGACCCAGGACACGUUGGGAAGACUAUGUCUCCCGGCUGGCCUGGGAACGCCUCGGGAUCCCCCGGGAAGAGCUAGACGAAGUGGCUGGGGAGAGGGAAGUCUGGGUUUCCCUGCUUAGGCUGUUGCCCCCGCGACCCGACCUCGGAUAAGCGGAAGAUGAUGGAUGAUGGAUGGAUGUAUAUUUUGUUGAUUUCUUACUGUACCGAAAAUGAACCGAACCGUGACCUCUAAACCGAGGUACGUACCGAACCGAAGUUUUUGUGUAUCGUUACACCCCUAGCGCACACAUAUGAAAAAUUGGAGGGAAAAUUGUGCAACACUCCUUGUUAAAUGGGACAGUCUAGCCUACGGAACAAAGACGCGCAAAGCAUCUCGGGAUAUGGGAGGCCACAAAAGGAUAGUCGUGGUGCAUCCUCCCAAUACAUGAUUGAAUUGGGACAACCUUCGCGCAGCGUUGUGAACUAGGGUUACAAAAUUCCAGGAAUAUUCAAAGUUGGAAACUUUCCAUGGGAAUUAACAAGAAUUAAUGGGGAUAAACAUUGAAUGCAACAUGCUAGAUCUUGCAGCACAAUUAUUAGUUAAAACAACCUAAUUUAAUGCAAAUUCAGUAGAAUUUCAACCCUGCACUGUGCAUUCUUCCAUCAAAUGGACAGAUAAUUCCCAGCAUGCUCCACUCUACAGCAGGGCUAUUGAUGCCACACUAGUUUUUGAGCCCAAGGAUUUCAUCCAGUCAGGUCAGUACUGGGGUAAAUAUAUUUGAUCUAUGGUAUUUAAAGGCCUACUGAAAUGAGAUUUUCUUAUUUAAACGGGGAUAGCAGGUCCAUUCUAUGUGUCAUACUUGAUCAUUUCACGAUAUUGCCAUAUUUUUGCUGAAAGCAUUUAGUAGAGAACAUCGACGAUAAAGUUCGCAACUUUUGGUCGCUAAUAAAAAAAGCCUUGCCUGUACCGGAAGUAGCAGAGGAUGUGCGCGUGACGUCGCGGGUUGUGGAGCUCCUCACAUCUGAACAUUGUUUACAAUCAUGGCCACCAGCAGCGAGAGCGAUUCGGACCGAGAAAGCGACAAUUUCCCCAUUAAUUUGAGCGAGGAUGAAAGAUUCGUGGAUGAGGAAAGUGAGAGUGAAGGACUAAAAAAAAAAAAAUUAGACAGCAGAGCGAUUCAGAUGUUAUUAGACACAUUUACUAGAAUAAGUCUGGAAAAUCCCUUAUCUGCUUAUUGUGUUACUAGUGUUUUAGUGAGAUUAUAUGGUUGUACCUGUACAACUUGAAAGUCGGAGGGGUGUGGUGACCGCCAGUGUCUCAGAGGAAAGCUACGUUUCUCGACGAGGCGAAAGCAGCCGUUGGGGCUGGGCUGAGAUAAAAAAAAAAUUCCCUCCACCACGGUGGAAGCAUCCGACAGUCGGGGGCGGUCGGUGGGAGGAGGCAAGAGAGACGCAGCUGCCUCUUUGGCAGGUGCAGGGGAAACAACGCAAGCUCUCCGCUCAUGUCUACGGUAAGAGCCGACUUAUUACCACCAUUUUGUCACCCAAACCUGCCGGUUGACAUGUUGUAUGGAACCAUGUUCGCUUGACCGCUCUGUUCCAUAGUAAAGCUUCACCGUCAUCUUUGUGUUGCUAAAGGCGGCCGCAAUACACCGCUUCCCACCUACAUCUUUCUUCUUUGACGUCUCCAUUAUUAAUUGAACAAAUUGCAAAAGAUAUAGCAACACAGACAUCAAUAAUACUUUGGAAUUAUGCGAUAAAAAGAGACGACUUAUAGCUGUGAACGUCAUCAUACCGCGACGUUUUAGCAUGAUACUUCCGCGCGAAAUUUAAAAUUGCAAUUUAGUAAACUAAACCGGCCGUAUUGGCAUGUGUUGCAAUGUUAAUAUUUCAUCAUUGAUAUAUAAACUAUCAGACUGCGUGGUCGGUAGUAGUGGGUUUCAGUAGGCUUUUAAGUUUAAUAGAGAUUACUGUAUGACUGUAGACUACUCCAGCAGACUUCCACUCAAGCUAGCUAGCUGUUCCUGUACUUGUUAAAUGAUUUUGGCCGCCAAUAUCGCUAGCUCGCUAGGUUUAUGUACCGACCGAAAAUAUUUCUCCGUUAGCCGUGAUGCUAAUUUUUUCUAUAUUAAAUCCCAUUUAUUUAUGCUAACAACGUUAGCAAUCCGAAUGUACUUUUUUUGUGAUCUGUAAAGUUCAACUAGCAAAUACUAAAUGCAAACGUGUAGUUUCCCCUGCUUUCUGUUCUGCUAGCCAUUCUUUCAGCAUAAACGUACAGAGGAAUUCAAAUCCAUGCUGAAGGUCAGAGACUGCAGAUGAUGGAUGGACAGCUGCGAUGCUGGGAUUCUUUGCGUUCCCUCGACAGUCCUCCAGUCUCUCCUCCCGGCUGCUGCUAAUAAAGGGCGAAAGGUGAUUAUAUGACAAGGCCCACCUGGGCCAUCUACGCACCUGUCGCUGUCUUUGAGGCUGGUCCUGGCACACCCGAGUUCCGCUGCAGGCCAUGCCCCCCUCCACAACAUAUUUAUAUAUACAUAUAUUUUUGAGAAUACAUCUUUUAAAGGCCGUUUUUAGGCCAUACAACCAUACAGAGCUUUUCUAACCUGUAACCUGUUUUGAAUCAGUUCAAUUGUAAUUGUUAUACCAAAUAAUCACAUCAAGAAUUGCGUCAAAUCGAGAGCCAAUUCCGAAACAAAUCGUCACCCCCAAGAAUUGUAAUCGGAUCGAAUCGUUACGUUCCCAAAGAUUCACACUCCUUACACUUUUACUGCCAUCAAGGAGUCCACUGUUAAGCCUGUGUGCUAUAAAACGAGUAAAACGUCACAAAGUAUAUGUUUUCCAGUUUGCGUUGAAAUCCCGUGCUUUUCGAAGUUAUGAACUUUGAAAUAUUCAAAACAAAUUAAUAAAAAACAAUCUGACUCUGUGUUUUUUAAAAAUAAAAAUGGCUCAAAAGAUGGCAACUUUUGCGGGUUCCACUGUAACGGAUUGAACGUUUCGACAUAACGUAAUGCGAAACAAAUCAAAUCAAAGACUUUUUAGAUAUGAACCCAUAUUUUGUGGUAAUGGUAAACUGCACGUAAAACGCAAUAUUGUAUGUUGUGAGCGUAUAAGAAACAAUAAUAACAAUCACUCCAGAUGCCCACCACAGUGGUCGUUUUGUUUGUGUAAGCAUGCCUUGCUCAGUACCAAAAUGAUCACACAAUGUUGACUUUAUGACAGUUCUUUAGGAUUUAUUUGUGUUCAUGUUUGCUUGUCAUUAAACACCCCCUGCAGGUGUCUUAUUCUGAUUAAA
This is a messenger RNA of Nerophis ophidion (straightnose pipefish), 7702 nucleotides long. Its product is annotated as protein FAM171B-like. The coding region runs from base 112 to 2067 and encodes 651 amino acids. Lineage: Eukaryota; Metazoa; Chordata; Actinopteri; Syngnathiformes; Syngnathidae. The record is from RefSeq and is a predicted model, not a curated record. The transcript is spliced from 8 exons.